Molecule: messenger RNA, 4593 nt
Organism: Brienomyrus brachyistius
Lineage: Eukaryota; Metazoa; Chordata; Actinopteri; Osteoglossiformes; Mormyridae
Gene: unc5da
Product: unc-5 netrin receptor Da
Exons: 17
Coding region: 260-3109 (949 amino acids)
Biological process (GO): netrin-activated signaling pathway
Cellular component (GO): membrane
Molecular function (GO): netrin receptor activity; protein binding
Source: RefSeq, a predicted model, not a curated record
UUAAUUUGUUUCACACUGUAUCAGUCCCAUUAAGAGUUAGUGAUGCAAGUUGGUUGUAGAGGAUGCGCGGUAUCAUUUACUCUAACUAACAGAAAAGCAGAGAGAGAAGUUACAGUAAGGUUCGAUCUUGGGCUUUCAAGAGCAAGAGACUGCAGCGUCCUGUCAAUUCACGUCAAUAUCGCGGAAAACCUUUAUGCUCCGCAGCGACGGUAGCAGAUGAACUGUGGGCGACUGCAGAUUUCGUUAGAGGAAACCGACGAUGGGACUGUUUUCGGAGAGACUCUCCACCUGCCUGCGGAUCCUUGUAUUCCUUGAUUUUUGUAGUCAUCCAGUGACAGCCAAAGGGGGCAGCAAGGACACCCUCCCCACUCUGCUGGCGUCCGCCCCCACAAUGCUCCCCCAGUUCCUGCAGGAGCCGGAUGAUGCGUAUAUAGUGAAGAGCAACCCCAUCAAGUUACGCUGCCAGGCCGCACCUGCCCUGCAGAUAUUUUUUAAGUGCAACGGGGAGUGGGUGCACCAGAGCCAGCAUGUGUCCCAGGAAUUCAGGGACGAGGCCACAGGCUUGAAGAUCCGUGAGGUGAUGAUCAACGUUUCCCGUCAGCAGGUGGAGGAUUUCCAUGGUCCUGAGGACUACUGGUGUCUGUGUGUGGCUUGGAACCAUCUGGGCACCUCAAAGACGCGGAAGGCUACCGUGCGCUUAGCGUAUUUGCGGAAGAACUUUGAGCAGGACCCCCAGGGGAAGGAGGUACCAAUCGAGGGCAUGAUUGUUCUGCACUGUCGUCCUCCAGAUGGUGUCCCGGCUGCAGAGGUGGAGUGGCUGAAAAAUGAGGAACUGUUGACCUCACUGAAUGACGACAAUAUUGACACACGGGCCAACAGUUUGAUCAUUACUCAAGCCCGACUGUCAGACUCGGGGAAUUACAGCUGUCUGGCCAGCAAUGUCGUGGCCAAGAGACGGAGCGCCACGGCAGCGGUGCUGGUUUUCGUGAAUGGGGGCUGGUCGUCGUGGACGGAAUGGUCUUCUUGUAGUGUGCACUGUGGGAGGGGUGUCCAGAAGCGGUCCCGAACCUGCACCAACCCAGCCCCGCUCAAUGGGGGGGCCUUCUGUGAGGGCAUGUCUAUGCAGAAGAGUACCUGCAAUGCAGUCUGUCCAGUUGAUGGUGGCUGGGAGGAAUGGUCCGAGUGGGUGGCCUGCAGCUCCGAGUGCGAGAGGCAGCGCAGCAGACAGUGCACCUCCCCCACGCCCAAGCACGGUGGGAAGCUUUGUGAGGGAAUCGCCCUUCACAUACAAAACUGCACAGGCGGCUUCUGCAUGCAGAAUCGAAAGCUGUUGCAUGAUAUGAAUCCGCAGAAUAUGGAGGCCAACAGCGAUGUCGCCCUCUACUCCGGCUUGACGGCUGGCGUCAUCGCUGUAACCAUUCUUGUGAUAAGCGUCAUGCUCUACCGGAGGAACCGCAGUGAUUAUGGGGUCGACGUCAUUGACUCAUCAACAUUUACAGGGGGCUUCCAGUCAUUUAACUUCAAGACCACAAGGCAAGGAAACCCACUUCUAAUGAACUCCGCCACGCAUCCGGAGCUCACAGUAGAACGUACCUACAGUAGCCCCAUGUGCUUCCAGGAUGCCAUGGACAAGGAGUCCUCCCUCUUUGACCCUUUGACAGACAUGAAGGUCAAAGUUCAGAGCUCCUUCAUGGUGUCUCGGGGGGUUACUGACUGUGUGGAGUACCACGUGAAAGGCUAUCCUGACACCUUCCCACGAGGGCUGAACACGGACUACAGAAUGAUAGAAAGCUACAAUAAAACUUUGGUUACUCCUAUUCGUAAUACACAGUUGAAGAUUACUGGUGUAUUUGGACAUUUGGGUGGACGGCUGGUGGUGCCUAAUUCAGGAGUUAGUCUUCUGGUGCCACACGGAGCCAUUGCUGAGGAGCGCAUGUGGGAGAUGUACGUCACUGUCAGCGAAGAAUGCAGUCCACAGGUGGAUGAAGGCUUUGAAAUACUGCUUGGCCCUGAAGUCACAUAUGGUCCAGCUGGCUUUGACCUCUGCUGCCCCGUGGUCUUGACAAUAACCCAUUGUGCCCAGGCCAGUCUAGAAGAUUGGAGUAUCAGACUCAAAAGAAAAACUCAAGAGAAUAAGUGGGAGGAAGUGAUGUCACUGAUGGACGAGACCCUUUCCUGUUACUGCCUGAUGGACUCCUUAAGUUGCCACUUCCUGCUGGAGCAGCCGGGCUGCUUUGUGCUCACAGGGGAGCCGCUAACUGAGAAAGCUUCCAAGCGACUACGGUUGGCUGCCUUUGGAUGCGCAGGCCCUGGUACCAUGGAGUACAGUCUGCGGAUUUACUGCGUGGACGACACACCCCAUGCCUUUCAGGAGGUGAUAGCCACAGAGAAACUCAGAGGGGGGGAACUUCUGGAAGAACCUAAGACUCUGUGCUUCAAGGGGAACACCUUUAGCCUCCAGGUUUCCAUCCAGGACAUCCCACAGUUUUUGUGGAACAUCAAGCCUUUCACCACUUGUCAGGAGUUUCCCUUCUCACAGGUGUGGCGCAGCAAUCAGCAGCCUCUGCACUGUGGCUUCUCCCUGGAGCGAUACAGCACAGCCACCUCCCAGCUCUCCUGCAAAAUCAGCGUGCGGCAGGUCAAGGGGCAGGAGCAGAUCAUCCAGGUCUACACGUCUGUGGCGGAGAGAGAAAAGGAUACAGCUGCAGUCUUCAGGCCAGCAGACUGCUCUGUCACGUUUCAGACAGGACCCAAGGCCUUCAGAAUUCCCCUCUCCAUACGCCAGAGGAUAUGCAAUACUUUUGAUACCGCCAAGGGCAAGGACUGGAGGCUGUUAGCACAGAAACUUCACAUCGAGAGGAAUCUAUCGUAUUUCGCCAAGCAGCAGAGCCCUUCAGGGAUGAUUCUGAACCUGUGGGAGGCACUGCACCAGGACAUUGGGGACCUUGAUUUGUUGGCCAGGGCUCUUGAGGAGAUCAGCAGAGUGCAAGCAAACAGCCCGCUCAGCUGCGCAGCUGCAGAUGAAUCUGCCACAGACUUAAUGUGCAGCAAGUGGGGUGCAGGGAGCAGGGAGGCGAUGGGACAAGGAAACGCAGACUUCACUCAGUAGACGUCCACUGAUUUUCCAGCUUCUUAGAGGAAUCUUCACCUCUUGAGCCACCCAGAAUCCAGCUACCAGGGAAGGAACACCCCAGUCUCCACAGCAGCAAGCAAGCAAGAUGUGUUGGUGUUUGUUAGACUGAACAUCAGACCAGUCAGAGCGUUUAAGUGAGGGAUUGAGCGUGGGCAUGCUGCAGCACCCGGAGCACCCCAUCCUCGCAGUGCCACAUACCCACAAACGCUUGCUGCUUGGUUGUUCCCUUCUUCUCUUCUCUCUAAUUCAGCUGCAUUUUGUCACAUUAAAGUAAUGAGGUAACACUUUGUAGUUUCAGGCACCACCCCCCUCCCCCCCCAAAAAAAAUCUCCUCAGAUUAUAAUGUAGUAAUUACUUGUAAAACGCUGUCCUUGAUCCUGGAGACAAGGGCAGAAACUAUCAAGGUUUAACUGUUUAGCAAUACUGGAAUAGACACAUCUAUAAUGGCAAUGUGUUUGAACUCACAGGAAUUGAAUGUAUUUUACUGCCUAAUUUCACCAUAUAUGAAUGAAGUAUUUCAUGCUUUUAUUUUAACACCAACCACCUGGCCCAAUCUUUCAUUUAUUUAUUGCCGAAUAUGUGCACUAGUUAUAUGUAAAUAAGACUGUCCAUAAUUGGUACUAAUGUGAAAGACAGGCAAGCAUUACUGGCAGUAAGGCAGACCAGACUCACGCCUUUCUCUUGACCCACUCGGCCUUAUAAAUCCACUCCGAUUCAGCCUUGUGUACAAAUGGGGGACAUGAACUCGUAGUUCAGAGACCAGAGGUUGUUCAUUUAAAAGGAGAAUAAAGAAGAGAGAAGCACAAGGCACCAUCCGAGCUGUUUUAACCAAAUGGGAGAGGAAGCGCAUUGAGAUGCGGUGCUUUACCGACUACAAUGGCAUGGUCCAACUUUAUGCUGUAUUCAUGUGUGUUCUGAUAUUAUCAUGCUGAAAAACAGGAAUUAAAUGUAAAAACGGAAUGGCUAAAUAUAUUUAUUAUGUGUUACUGCAGGUAUUACUCGUAAAUGUAACUUAUUUUUUAAAUUGGUUUGUUAUUUAAUAUUGUUUUAAUUAUUACGAACAUUAUACCUUUAAAUGCAAUUAUUUUCAGAUUUUUUUCUUCCUUGUAAAGCGACCUUGGGUCUGUGAAAGGUGCUGUAUAAAUGUAAGAUUAUUAUAUUACAUAUUGUGAAUUACAAAUCUUUUAUUUUCUAAUUUCUUAUUUUAAUUUGCUUUAGUUUCUUUGUAUUUAUUUGUUAAUUUUUUUAAAUAUUUUCCAAAAAAUACACAUAUAAUAAUAUGGGCUACAGCAGGCCAUUUUCAGGCUUCACUUGUAAGCUAGUCUGACUGGGUCUGCUAUAUUUUCUGCUUUAUGUUAAAUUAAUAAACUAAAAUAUUUUGAGGUCCUACAACCCCCUCUCCAAAUAAAUUGGGAUGCUGUGUAAAAUAUAAAUAAAAACAGAAUCCAAUGAUUUGCAAA